Molecule: messenger RNA, 4959 nt
Organism: Thlaspi arvense
Lineage: Eukaryota; Viridiplantae; Streptophyta; Magnoliopsida; Brassicales; Brassicaceae
Source: the annotation of a GenBank genome assembly
CCUUUUUUCAAAGCAAACUCACAAAAACGUGAAAGAACACGACUUCAAUGAAAGCCGCCUCCGCCGCCGUUUUCCGGAAAGGAAUCGACGAGGACGGAGACGAGGAGGAAGAGGAAGUCUGUAAUGUCUUCGACGGCGAAGUAGAGAGCCAGACGUUGUCGUCCAAGAGAAGCCACGACACCAAAAAGCUCAAGGGGUUUUUCACUUCCUUGCUUUUGAUGGAGGAGCACGAGAAGCAGGACCAGGAAGCUCGGAACGCUGCUUCCCGCCGAGAAAUGUCCGACUUUCAGUCAAAUUACCGGAAAAGGGCGAGAACCAUGUCCGAUUACUACUCCGAUAUCAACAAUUACUACGCCGACGCUGAGGAAAGCGGCGAGAUCAAUCGGAAGAAGGCACGCGUCUCACGCGCCGUCGCUUCCGUCUCUGCUGCUGCGACAGAGUGUUCGGAGCUGGAGGCGGAAAGCAGCGAGAUUACCGGAUCCGGAUCGGUCCGCGGUUCGGGUUCGGGUCAGCAAAGGCGGUUAUGGGUUAAGGAUCGGAGCCGGGCGUGGUGGGAAGAGUGUAGCCGAUUGGAUUAUCCAGAAGAGGAUUUCAAAAAAGCGUUUCGAAUGUCCAAAUCGACCUUUGAACUAAUCUGCGAGGAGCUGAAUUCGGCGGUGGCGAAAGAAGACACCGCCCUGAGAAACGCGAUUCCGGUGCGGCAGCGAGUCGCGGUUUGCAUAUGGAGAUUAGCCACCGGAGAGCCACUCCGACUCGUCUCCAAGAAAUUCGGUUUAGGAAUCUCCACUUGCCACAAGCUUGUUCUGGAGGUAUGUAAAGCGAUUAAAGAUGUUCUAAUGCCCAAGUACCUUCAAUGGCCAGAUGAUGAGUCUCUUAGAAACAUUAGAGAAAGAUUCGAAUCCAUCUCGGGGAUUCCAAACAUCGUUGGCUCCAUGUAUACCACUCACAUUCCGAUCAUAGCCCCUAAGAUCAGUGUAGCUGCUUAUUUCAACAAACGCCACACCGAGAGGAACCAGAAGACUUCAUACUCAAUCACAAUUCAAGCAGUUGUGAACCCGCAAGGCGUUUUUACUGACUUGUGCAUCGGAUGGCCCGGGUCAAUGCCUGAUGAUCAGGUGUUGGAGAAGUCAUUGCUGUACCAGAGAGCCAACAAUGGAGGUCUUUUAAAGGGGUUGUGGGUCGCUGGUGGACACGGUCACCCGCUAUUGGACUGGGUCUUGGUUCCAUACACGCAGCAGAACUUGACAUGGACGCAGCACGCGUUUAACGAGAAGAUGAGCGAUGUGCAGAGAGUGGCUAAAGAAGCGUUUGGGAGGUUAAAAGGACGGUGGGCGUGUCUGCAGAAGCGGACUGAAGUGAAACUGCAGGAUUUGCCCACGGUUUUGGGCGCUUGCUGUGUGCUUCACAACAUAUGUGAAAUGAGAGAAGAGAGGAUGGGUCGGGAGCUGAUGGUUGAUGUGAUGGAUGAUGAGGUUUUGCCUGAAAACGCAUUGAGAUCGGCGAAUGCAAUGAAGGCGAGAGAUACUAUCUCACAUAAUCUGUUGCAUCAUGGACUCGCUGGUACUUCUUUCCUGUAGAAAUAAGACUAUGGAAAUGUUCUUUUAGUUUCUCCUCCUAUAUGAUAAACUAAACUCACUUUGAUUCUUUGGUUUAUGCAUAAUGUAUUGUACGUUUAGAUCACAGAUGUUAUAUGAGGCAAUAGAAGAAACUUACAUUAUAUACAUAUAUAUAAUAUAUGCAGAAUAUGUAUAAAACAAGAAUUUGUACUAACUCGAUGAGAUUUCAUUCUGGUGCUUCGAUUAAAAGUAAGUGUAGAAUGUGAGUGCUGAGCCAACAAGGUUGGUUUGUAGUUGUACUCUGUGUUGUGGUGCUUUGGGAAAAACGACAUGUUUUGAUGCUACGUCAGUAAAAACGGCACGCAUUCCAUAUUGCUGCUAGUCUUGUUUCUUUAAACUUUUAAAGUGCUUCACUCGUUUUUGCCUAGUGGCUCUUACUCAGCGAGCGACUCACCAAUGGCAGCCACUCUCUUUUCGGACCCACCGAUCAGAUGCAAACCGACAAGCGAGAAUUAGAUAUUUUUUUCCCCUCGAAGCGAGAAAUAGAUUUCAUCAAUCUUAAUGAUUAUAUUUAAUUAGACAUGCUAAAAACUAAAAACUCGUCGUAUGAAAGAAAAAAGAUUUGCAUUCUAGAUUUUUUUGUUUUAAUACCCACAAAAAAGAAAAGAGUGGAAGAAAUAGAGAAUCCCCUUAAAAAAGUAAUUUUAAAAAACAAUGGUUGAUAUAAAUCUUGACUCCCGCUAAUUUCUCUGAAUUUUUGUUCUAACGAAGAAAGUUGGUUAAUAGUCUUGUAGCAUCACCCAUUGAAACAGGAAGAAGAGAGGAGAGAAAGCUAGAGAGACCAGAGAAGAAGAAAGCUUACCAUCUUCUUUCCUCUUCUUCCCUCUCCUCUCUUCUUGUUCCCAGACACGACCAAAGGUCUGGUGACACCUGAAACAUUAUUACAUUUUUUUUAAUUCUGUCGGGAAUUUUUUUUCCAGAAAUUCUCUGCAGAUCAAUUGAUAUAAAUGGCUUGUUACUCAUCGGACGAUGGGCACGCGCCAGUGAACUCGACGGUGGUCGCCAUCGACAAAGACAAGAACAGUCACUACGCUGUUCGUUGGGCCGUCGAUCAUCUCUUCAAUAUGAUCAACAAUCCCAACAUGAUUCUAGUCCAUGUUCGUCUUAAAAAUUCAAACCAUGGAGACGACGAAAUAAACCAGCUUUUUAUUCCUUACAGAGGGUAUUGUGCGCGAAAAGGGAUCUCGAUGAUGGAGGUUAUUCUGGAAGAUACCGACGUUGCGAGAGGAAUCUUGGAUUACGUCAACAACAACCUUGUGAACAACAUCGUGUUGGGAUCAUCCACAAAGAACCCGUUCGCUAGGUCUCUCAAGUUCACUAAAUCACAUGACGUUGCAGCUUCCAUUCUCAAGUUAACCCCGGAGUUUUGUUCCGUCUAUGUCAUCUCCAAAGGCAAAGUCCAGUCUUCACGAACAGCUCAAAGGCCUAUCAGCAAUACGCUUGUCCCACCUCGUGCACCAUCAUCAUCUACAUUUAAUCAUGUCCCAAUUCUACCCGAUGCUGCUGAACAAGAUCCCUUACCUAGGGGCCAACGUAAUGCAAGAAACGCAGCUCCAGAGAGGCAUCCUCAUGAGAAUGGCGGCUUCAAAGCUGUGCGAGAAAGGCACAGAAGUCCUACGAAUGGAUCAUUAGACUUUAAUCAUGAGUUUAACACGCCCAAGGGUCAAAAGAACCCCGUGGGACGUCGUUCGUUUUCUGAUGAAUCGGAUGUUGGGCCUCUCGCGAUGGGCUCCAUUGACCUUACUGCUCAGAAUUUUGAUGCCAUUGGUGCAUCUGGUUCUUCUGAUGAAUCAGUGUCACAAGGAACUAGAGAUAUUGAAGCAGAGAUGAAAAGGCUAAAGAUUGAGCUCAGGCAAACCAUGGACAUGUACAGCUCAGCCUGCAAGGAAGCACUUACUGCAAAGAAGAAGGCAAAUGAGCUUAGUCUGUGGAAAAUGGAAGAAGCUCGGAGAUUUGAGGAAGCUAGGAGUGCUGAGGAGGCAGCCCUGGCUGUUGCAGAGAUGGAGAAGGCCAAGUGCAGAGCUGCAAUGGAAGCAGCUGAGAAAGCGCAGAGAAUGGCGGAACUAGAAGGACAGAGAAGGAAGCAAGCAGAGAUGAAAGCAAGAAGGGAGUCUCAGGAGAAAGACCGUGCGAUUACUGCUUUGGUACAGAACGAUGUCCGGUACAGGAGAUACUCUAUAGAAGAGAUUGAAGAGGCUACUGACAGAUUUGCCAGCAACAGAAAAGUAGGAGAAGGGGGAUAUGGACCAGUCUAUAAGGGUACGCUCGAUCACACUCCUGUUGCCAUUAAAGUCUUGAGACCUGAUGCUGCUCAGGGAAAGAAGCAGUUUAACCAGGAAGUUGAGGUUCUAAGUUGCAUCAGACAUCCUCACAUGGUUCUUCUCCUUGGUGCGUGUCCGGAAUAUGGGUGCUUGGUGUAUGAGUUCAUGGAAAACGGGAGCUUAGAGGACAGACUCUUUCGUAGAGGAAACUCGCCUCCUCUCUCAUGGAGGAAAAGGUUCCAAAUAGCAGCAGAGAUCGCUACUGCACUCUCUUUCCUUCACCAAACGAAGCCAGAGCCUCUGGUUCACCGUGACCUAAAACCUGCCAAUAUACUCUUAGAUAGAAACUACGUGAGCAAGAUCAGUGACGUCGGGUUAGCUCGGUUAGUCCCCGCGUCGGUGGCUAAUACCGUCACGCAAUACCACAUGACAUCAGCGGCAGGAACAUUCUGUUACAUAGACCCGGAGUACCAGCAAACAGGGAAGUUAACCACGAAAUCAGACAUAUACUCGUUAGGGAUAAUGCUGCUUCAGAUCAUCACUGCAAAGAAUCCAAUGGGUCUGGCUCACCAUGUGUCGAGGGCAAUCGAUAAAGGAACUUUCAAGGAAAUGCUUGACCCUGUCGUGACUGAUUGGCCUGUCGAAGAAGCUAUAAGUUUCGCUAAGCUGUGUCUAAGAUGUGCAGAAUUAAGAAAGAAAGACAGACCAGAUCUUGGAAAGGAUAUAGUUCCAGAGCUUGUCCGAUUAAGAAGCUUGGGGAUGGAAAAUGAGUCAGGAUGCAAGAAGUAACCAACUGGGUCAGAAGAUCAUAUAUACUUCUUAAAUCUUUUCAAGACUUUUGUAAGGAACUGAAUAGAGAGAUUACUUGCUUCUCAAGAAAGGAAGUUAAGAAAGGGGUAAGUGAAGUGCCAUGAAGAGGAGAUGACUGAACUAAAAUCUAACCCUUGUCAAUAUUGUAUCUCUGUAACAUAAUACUUCCACCUUUCUGGCUCUCCGAUGAAAAGUAUUUAACAAAAAUCAAUGGUUUAUUUGCGGUUACCAGACAUUAAUAUGCGCUUUAACAUAUAAAAACACCCGAUUAC